AGAGUAAACAUGGCGUCUACAGUAAGGAGAGAUGAUGGAGAAACAAGGUCCCUUGUGCAGAUAAACUCCCGGUUUCUUUUAGUUCGGGUUGUCCUAGUAUGUUGUUUUCUGGUUCUGCCUGUUCCAGCCAAACGGGACAGCCUGAAAGUGAUCACUGACAGUAACUGGGAGGAAAUCCUGGCAGGAGAAUGGAUGAUUGAAUUUUACGCUCCAUGGUGUCCUGCAUGCCAGCAGCUGCAGCCCGUGUGGAAUGAAUUUGCAGACUGGGGUGAGGACAUGGGGGUCAACAUUGCUAAAGUGGAUGUGACUGAGCAGCCUGGACUGAGUGGCAGGUUUAUCAUUACAGCUCUGCCAACCAUCUACCACUGUAAAGCUGGAGAGUUUCGCCGUUACCAGGGUGCACGUACUAAAGAUGACCUUUUGAGCUUCAUUGAUGAGAAGAAAUGGCAGAGCACUGAACCAGUUUCCUCCUGGUUUGGCCCUUCCUCUUUCCUGAUGAAUUUGAUGUCGGCUCUGUUCAAGCUCUCUCUGCUCAUCAGGCAAUGCCAUAACUACUUAACGGAGAUGGGAAUUCCUGACUGGGGAUCAUAUGUGAUUUUUGGCUUGGCAACACUCUUUUCUGGACUUGCUCUAGGACUGGUUCUGGUGUUCUUCGCUGACUUUGUCUUCCCAUCACGCCGUUUCUCUUCCCCGGCUUACUAUCAGAAGAAGCAUGCAAUGGAGCAGGCCCGCCUUCGUCAGCAGUUGGAGGAGGAGCAGGAAGCCGACGGAGAGGAAGAGGAAGAUGAAGACGAGUACGCUGGGAGAGAGGAAGAGUGGAGAAAAGACAACCCAAAAGAAGAUGCUGUGAGGAGAAGAGUAGUCGGAGGAGGAGAGGAAGAAGACACCUAGAGAUGAGGAGGGGGACUGUGGACUACAACCAAGCACUGACCAAAUUGCUCCAGAAAUGCCCAUGCCAUCAUGGCAGCGCUCAUGGGCCUCCAGUGCUCUUACAGUGUGCUUACCCUAAAUCCCUUUCCUCUUUUCCUCAGCUCCACCUUGCUUUCCUAGACAGAGGAGGGUGGGAUGAAGGUAGGAAGGGAGUGUGAGAGACCAACAAGAAAACAGGAUAUGAUUGAUUAACCUUUUAAAGGCUCUGUAUUGCCUGUCUGUGCUUUCAGUAAACUGGUACCUGUUUGAGCUUGACUGUCGACGACCAUUGGAAGCAGUUUUAGUUUUUUUUUUCUUGUCACAUUUAUGUCUGGUACCUUUUUGAGUCUAUUUGUUUAUGUGAAAUGUGUUAGAGCUAGAUGUACUAAACCUAAUCCAUUUAAUUUUAGGCAGAGUUAGGUCACAUUCUGUGCAAAAUAUGUUGGGUUUUAUAUAUAAAACUAGCAAAAUGCAGAAGCCAAAAUGCUGUUUUCCUACCAAAAAAGGGAAUGUUUUUACAAAAGUUAAGAUACAUGAAGUGCACCUCCUCAUUUCCAGAAAGGUUGGGACAUUUUGUGAGAAUCUGUGAUUUGUUAAAUCUCUUGAAUCAAUUUUUUUCACUGAUAGGCUUCAUUGUAUUUUGUAAAUGUGAACACAUUUAGAAUUUGAUUCCCGCAACACAAUCCAAAAAGUUGGGACAGAUGCAGGUUUAGCACUGUUUUCCAUCAGCUUCAUUUUAAUAAAGUCGGUUUGGGAACUGAUGACGCUAAUUGUUGAUGUAGAAUUUUUGUCCAUUUUUGCUUGAUACUUGAUUCUCCACUCCGCGAUGCUCCGUUCGUUUUCAAUAGAAGAAACAUCUGGACUGCAGGCAGGCCAGUCAAGCACACAUACUCUGUGUCUGCCUCACAUUGUUUUGCUGAAAUAACCUCAGACUUCCCGGGAAAAGACGUGGCCCUGAUAGCAGCAUGUUUUUCUAAACAUUGGAAAUCUCUUUCUUCAGAAUGUCCUAACCGACUUUUUCUUAUUCUCCCAUACUUUGUUGGACUUGCUCAUGAGGCAUCGUCUCGUGCAUGGAGAGUGAUGUUCUGAUCUCUGCCCACUCACACUUCUGCCUCAGGCAACUAAACAGAGUCCUUACACAGCCUUUCCCCACACAGCAGACUUUAGUGGCCAGUUUUGUCUGCAUCAGGCACUGUCAGUUGGGCCCGCUAGGCGGCGCCCAGCAGACCGGUAGCAGAGCUGAGAUUCAAACUCGAGGAGUUCAGAAUCUCAGCACUGGUGCGCUAGCGGACCACCUGGGCGCUCGCUGUUAAAUUUUUUGGACUAGUUCUAUGUUGACCUGAUGGCAUUACAUAAUUAUGCAGGUCUGUCAGCUACACAUAUAUGUUGUGAAUUUCCUGUUCUACCACAUCCCAAAUAUGCUACUGCCACUGUUCAGACACCUGAUUGACAAAAUAGAUAUAAAUAAGCAGAUGAAAAUGCAGGCGUUUCUGCCAAGUUGUUGAGUGUAUAUUCACAAUACGUAAUUCAUGGAGGGCCACUGCUGACCACAAAAAGCAUGAACUACUAUUUAGUAAUUUAUUUUGUACAAUUUAUUACAUACGUUUUUACAUGAAACCCUUUUCCUGUUAAUCUAAUGGCAACUUGGUUAAAUCAAUGCUAGCCACACCUUAAAUCAUUAUAAAAUUCCAUUCCAUUUCAUUUAAAAGAUUAAAUUUGUCAGUAAAUUUAUUUCCACCUCAGUCGUGAUGUUUUUUGAUGGCAAUGUGCUUGUUUUCACUCCUUUUUUGGCAGAUUUUAAGUGGAAUGCUAGUAAUAGGUGGUGCCAGCUAAUCUUUAGUUAUUUUGGAUGUCUUUCAAGGUCUGAUUAUGGUGAACUGAAAGCACAAUUUGUGCUUCAUUUUCUUACUUUUGUACAUCUCCCCUUAAUAAGUGCAUUUGUAGUUGUUUGUUUGGUUUUAGCAGACGUUUGUCUUUUGCUUCUAUAAAGUUUUAUUUUGUGUGUUAGUGUGUGUAUGAUGCACAUGUAGUGCAUCAUAUGUAUAUGAUGAUGAGACCAGCUGCUUCAUUAAAAUGUGACUCAAUGAUGGUUUGUCAGUAUUUGCUGGAGAAAAGCAUCGGUGUGCCGUUUUCCCUGAAAGCUUAUGAUGUGUUAUUUCAAAUAAAAGGGAGUUUAAUGCUUCCCCCAACAUG
This is a messenger RNA of Trichomycterus rosablanca, 3102 nucleotides long. RefSeq names its product thioredoxin-related transmembrane protein 1 (gene tmx1). The record is from RefSeq and is a predicted model, not a curated record. The transcript has 8 exons. Gene Ontology annotation, cellular component: endomembrane system. NCBI's taxonomy places the organism in Eukaryota, Metazoa, Chordata, Actinopteri, Siluriformes, Trichomycteridae. The coding region runs from base 10 to 891 and encodes 293 amino acids. Gene Ontology annotation, molecular function: disulfide oxidoreductase activity.